Malurus melanocephalus (red-backed fairy wren) is the source of this 3283-nucleotide messenger RNA. It is a transcript of the gene PPP1R8, whose product is annotated as protein phosphatase 1 regulatory subunit 8. Gene Ontology annotation, molecular function: protein binding; mRNA binding; protein serine/threonine phosphatase inhibitor activity. Lineage: Eukaryota; Metazoa; Chordata; Aves; Passeriformes; Maluridae. The record is from RefSeq and is a predicted model, not a curated record. The coding region runs from base 54 to 1109 and encodes 351 amino acids. The transcript is spliced from 7 exons. Gene Ontology annotation, cellular component: nuclear speck.
GCCGAUCCCGCCUCCCAUGGUGCCCCGCGCCGUCUGAAUGGGGCAGAGCCAAGAUGGCGGCGAGCGCGGCCCCGGCGGGYGGCGGGUCCCUGUUCGAGUGCCCGAGCUGGGCAGGGAAACCACCACCUGGCUUACACCUGGAUGUAGUCAAAGGAGACAAACUCAUUGAGAAACUUAUCAUUGAUGAGAAGAAAUACUAUCUCUUUGGGAGAAAUCCUGAUCUGUGCGAUUUUACCAUUGACCACCAGUCUUGCUCUCGGGUCCAUGCUGCCUUGGUCUAUCACAAACAUCUCAAGAGGGUUUUCCUCAUAGAUCUGAACAGCACACAUGGCACAUUCUUGGGUCAUAUCCGUUUGGAAGCUCACAAACCCCAGCAGAUCCCCAUUGACUCCACGGUUUCAUUUGGAGCCUCCACCCGUGCAUACACUCUGCGAGAGAAGCCRCAGACGCUGCCCUCAGCGGUGAAAGGGGAUGAGAAGAUGGGUGGUGAGGAUGAGGAGCUCAAGGGUUUGCUGGGGCUGCCAGAGGAGGAGACAGAACUGGACAAUCUGACAGAGUUUAAUACAGCCCACAACAAAAGGAUCUCCACACUGACCAUUGAGGAAGGGAACUUGGACAUCCAGAGGCCAAAGCGAAAACGAAAGAACUCCAGAGUGACGUUCAGUGAUGAUGAUGAGAUCAUCAAUCCGGAGGACGUGGACCCGUCUGUGGGGCGGUUCCGGAACAUGGUACAGACAGCAGUGGUCCCUGUGAAGAAGAAGCGCCUGGAGAACGCAGGCUCGCUGACCACAGAUGACUCCACGUCGCGGCGCAUGCAGAGCUUCCCCUACAGCGGAGGAUUGUACGGGGGGCUGCCCCCCACCCACAACGAGGCGGGGUCGCAGUCACACGGYGUCCAUGGGACCGCGCUCAUCGGGGGGCUGCCCAUGCCCUACCCCAACCUCGCCCCUGAUGUGGACUUGACUCCAGUUGUGCCCUCCACAGUGAACAUGAACCCAGCUCCAAACCCCGCUGUCUUCAACCCUGAAGCUGUGAAUGAACCCAAGAAGAAGAAAUACGCCAAGGAAGCCUGGCCGGGCAAGAAGCCGACCCCGUCCCUGCUGAUCUGAGCUGGGCUUAGGGAGGAUGGGAGUUAACAACUCCAGAAACUUUUCAUGUGUGGUAUCAUCUUUUUAAAAUUUCAGUGUCCUAACAGAUGUAAUACCAAGAUUGGAGAAGUGAAAUAUCCUUUAAAGAUCUGUCUUCAAAUGUUUUUAUAUGUCUGUUAAAAAACGAAACAAUACAGCUCCCAUCUCCUUUUGAACCAAAACCCCUACAGCCUUUUCUUAGCCACCAGUGUCCCAGAGGUCUUUGUGUGGGCUUGGAUCCACAAGUCAAAGGGGCAGUCACACAAUUUAAUUAUCACUUAUGGCAUGACCCUGCAGGUCUGUGUAUGUCAGUGCUGGGCUAACUGUGAUGGCUGCUGGACGUGCUCGCAGCAGAGCAGCUCUGUUAGGAGGAAAUGUUUGUGGGUCCAAGCCUUGCAGAAUCCCAUUAGUAGGAGUUGUAAAACUUGUGGAAUAUAGGUCAGCUUUUAUUUUUUAUAUUUUCAAAGCCCCACCAAUGUGGGGCAUCCUCUAUUAUUUUUUUAAGUUUGGCUACCGCUUGUUUUAAUUUCCAUGUAAAACACUAGAGCAUCCCAUGAGUCAUGAGCUGAGAUGGAUAAGCAAUAGGUGGGUUCCUUAGCUUUGUUCAGUGCUGCAGGAUGGGGUCUGUGGGAUGGAUACAGGGUGCACAGGUGAAGGGUCAGAGCAUCUGACAGGGACAGGCACUGUCUGCACUGUGCCGUGGUGACUCCCCUGGAUAACUCGGGGUGAAGUUAAYACAGUGAAGUUUCUUUCAGACGUGGUGGCACCUGUACCUUAAAUAGUUUCAUUWUUAUUUGCAAAUGGAACUUGUAAGCUCCAAGUAUAUGAGAUUGAACAAGACACAAAACUGGGAGGACUGGCGUGUUUCCCUACACACAAAUAUUUUGGCUGCUGGGAACAGCAGGUGAGAAUUGAAUGCUGCUGAGAACCAGAAUAUUAAUUCUUGGUAGAUGGUUGUUGCUCAAGUUCUUCAGUUCCUGGGUUUAGAUUUGAAAAUUAUUCACAUAUUCAGACACUGGCUGUACUUUACCCAAGGUAGGGCCAGAGCUCUGUUACUCUUACAAUGACUCUGGAAUUUUGUACACUCUCUAAUGCAGUUCAGCCACGAGCCACAUUCCUUUGUUGUUUGGGGGAUCCAGGAAAUGUGCACUAAAAUGAGGGCAUGUACCUGGCUGUUCACUGUGUUCAGGACUGCAGCUGCCUUGGAGAAGUAGUGCCAGGUUGCUAGGCCAGGGCUGUGUUCCAGUGAGCUGGGGUGCUGCAUCAGUGCUGUGUUCCAGUGAGCUGGGGUGCUGGAUGGUGCUCAAUCAGUGCUGUGUUCCAGUGAGCUGGGGUGCUGGAUGGUGCUGGAUCAGUGCUGUGUUCCAGUGAGCUGGGGUGCUGGAUGCACCAGACCCCUUUUUAGACAGAUGCUCCAAAAUCUCUGUUAGUUCUGCUCUGCAGUGAUUGCUUCAAUCAUGUCCUUGAGGUAAAACUGAGCUGGCAGCUGCCCAGCUCACAAGAGCCUUGGCUUUAGAGACUGCUUUAUUUCCUCUCCACACCAUCACAUCCAGCUCAGACUAUUCCAUGUGUGGAUUCAGCACCUGCUCCAUGAUCCAGCUGCAUUGCUCUGUGUUUAAGUUGCCAUUGAUGAUUCAGACGUUGGGCGUUUGUUCUGCUUCCCAGUGCUCCCACAAUGACUCAAAAUCUCUCUCUAUAGUCUGGCCUGUAGGAUUUUCAUUUCCCAGCCAGUUGCUCUCUGAAGGCAACUCUUUAGGGUAAGACUAGUCAGGACAAACAAAAGUUGAGCAGGUUUUCUUCUUUUUCUGUUUUGUUUUAGGGUUUUUUGUUUUAUUUUGGGGGGAGGGGGGUUGGGUUUGGGGUUGGUUUUUUCUGCAAGUGGCUCUUUGCAAGAUUUUUCUUGACAAGGGAAGCUUCACUGCUCGUUUUUUAAAGCUCUUCUCCUCCCUGGCUCUGAACCAGCUCUUAUUAUUUCAGAGCUUAGGGGCCGUGCUGGCCAGGAGGGAACAGGAACAUCGAGGGGCUUUGUACAGACAUUUGUACACUUGUGUAAUAUGUAAUAGGCCUUUUCACACUUCUGUUGAGCUUUUUACCUGUAACCUUUACUAUGUUGUAAAUUAAAUGCAGAUUUUGCCAGGUUGGAGAGUGUAGUGUGU